UGGGAAGACGCUGGCUGGAUAAACAUAGACAACAAAGAGCUACUCAAAGCAACAGCUUACCAACUAAGGAUGAGAUUGGCACCAACAACCUUCCGGUGGGUGAAAGGCCAUAAUAGAGAUCUUGAAAACGAGAGAGCAGACACCCUAGCCAAAGAAGGAGCU
Molecule: messenger RNA, 162 nt
Organism: Heterobasidion irregulare TC 32-1
Lineage: Eukaryota; Fungi; Basidiomycota; Agaricomycetes; Russulales; Bondarzewiaceae
Exons: 1
Molecular function (GO): RNA-DNA hybrid ribonuclease activity; nucleic acid binding
Source: RefSeq, a predicted model, not a curated record